UAACCUGGAAAGUGGAACUCAAAGCAAAUCAAAGUUCUUUCAACCCUCUGAAAAUUCAUCGGAAAGAUGAUGCAAUCGGAGAACUUUACCCCUUUAUGGCCAUUCAACGACGGUCUGAUGGAUUCGAAAGACUUUGGUCUUAACAUGGAUGUUCGUUUUGAUGGUUGUUCUUCAUUUGCUACCAGAGAGGAGUCAUGUUUCUCUACGAUGUUAUCCGAUGUGAUUUUCCCAUACCCGACCUAUGGUUAUGAUGAUCAGCUUCAGGUCACAGUACCAUGGGGAGAAUUUUCAGUCCCCUUGGUGGAACUUGAUUCUAUGUUGACUGAUGAUGGGGUUGGUGAAGAAAGUUUUCUCUUGUCACAGUCGCAGCCGUGUUCCUCUCAGAGGCAAGAUGUAUGGAGUCCUUGUCGGUCGAGUGAGGCAUCGGUACAUACGACAACAGCGCGGUCUAUGCCGGGCCUAGGAGAAGCCAUGAUGGGAAUUGAAAACCAGUUGACCCUAUUUCAUCUUCUCACUGCAUACGGAGAAGCUAAAGAGAAGAACCAGACAGAGCUCGCAGAGGUGAUCUUAAGGUGCGUGAGCGAGAAAGGAAAUCCAGUUGGCGAAACCUUGGAACGGAUCGCAUUCAAUUUAUCGUCUCAAGAUGUUCAAAAUCAAAGAGUUUAUCUAAUGCAAGAGUCUAGCAAGAAUUUUGAGGUAGCCUUCCAGACUUUCUAUCAGAUAUUCCCUUAUGGGAGGUUUGCUCAUUUUGCUGCUAACUCGGCAAUCCUCGAAGCCAUACCGAACGAUAUAGACGUGCUACACAUAGUGGAUUUCGACAUCGGAGUGGGGAUUCAAUGGCCUCUGUUGAUCGAGGCAAUGUCAAUGCAACACAAGACGUUGAGACUGACAUCAAUAAGAUGGGGAGAGGAACACUUUGGACAGUCUCCAUGGAGGUUUCAGGACACAAAAGUGCAACUCUGCAACCUUGCUAGGACUUUCGGCCUAAAGUUUGAAAUCGAAGAAACGAGAAUCGAAGAUUUGGCGAAUGAGCUCGAGGGAACGAAGAAACGAGGUGGAAGUCAGAAAUGGUUGGCCUUCAAUUGCAUGGUGGGACUCUCUCACAUGGGCAAAAGCAAGAACAGGAAGCUUGUCAACAAGUUCCUAGACAUAGCUAAACAAGUAUUAGCAACAAACAGGGGAAUCAUAACACUUGGUGAUGGAGAUGCUUGUGAAAAACUGGAAGAUAGUUCCGGUUUCGGGGCAUUCUUCAUUGGACAAUUGAUGCACAACCGAGCUAUUAUCGAGUCGAUGGAAUUCGACAUCGCAAAGCACUUGGUCCAAGCAAGAACGGCAAUGGAGUGUCUGUUUGUAGGGCCUAAUAUCAAUGCCGAAGCUUGGUUCCAAAAAUGGGAAAACAUGAAUGAAACUUGCCAUUUUGUCGAUUUCGAGGCGGGGACGACUUUGGAAGGUUUGAAGGUGAGCAUAGAAAGAGUAAUGGAAGCUAAAGAAAUGGUUAGGGAGAAGGAUAAUUCAUAUGAGGUAAGAAUUGGAGGGAAUUCUGGGCAUGAACUGGCCUUGGAGUGGAGAGGAAAUAGAUUGGUCGAAGUCUCUUGCUGGAGAAAUUAAAGCUAAUUUUAUACGUACUUAGAUGUAAAAUACGAAUUAUUGAGGAAUUAUUUAUGUAUAAAUUGUAUAAAUAGAGAAAACGAUGAGUAAAUAGUUUA
Molecule: messenger RNA, 1706 nt
Organism: Hibiscus syriacus
Lineage: Eukaryota; Viridiplantae; Streptophyta; Magnoliopsida; Malvales; Malvaceae
Product: protein NODULATION SIGNALING PATHWAY 2-like
Exons: 1
Coding region: 67-1608 (513 amino acids)
Biological process (GO): regulation of DNA-templated transcription
Cellular component (GO): nucleus
Molecular function (GO): DNA-binding transcription factor activity; sequence-specific DNA binding
Source: RefSeq, a predicted model, not a curated record